Messenger RNA from Cyclopterus lumpus (lumpfish), 3594 nucleotides. RefSeq names its product sprouty related EVH1 domain containing 3 (gene spred3). Gene Ontology annotation, molecular function: protein kinase binding. The transcript is spliced from 6 exons. Gene Ontology annotation, cellular component: membrane. The record is from RefSeq and is a predicted model, not a curated record. Lineage: Eukaryota; Metazoa; Chordata; Actinopteri; Perciformes; Cyclopteridae. Gene Ontology annotation, biological process: multicellular organism development; negative regulation of MAPK cascade. The coding region runs from base 1 to 1578 and encodes 525 amino acids.
AUGGAGGGCGAUGUGCGUGUUCGCGCAGUGGUGAUGACACGUGAUGACUCCAGUGGCGGUUGGGUGCCCCUUGGAGGUGGCGGCCUCAGUCAUGUGGUGAUAUGUAAAGGGCGGAGUCAUGACGGCAGGGGGCGGAGAGAACACAUCAUACGCGGAGAACGGCUGCGAGAUCGAGCACCGGUGUUGGAGUGUGCAGUGCAAAGGGGGUUAGUGUACAAUAAGGUGAACCCCAUCUUCCAUCACUGGCGGGUAGAAGAUCGGAAGUUUGGCCUUACCUUCCAGAGCCCUGCCGAUGCCAUCUCCUUUGAGAAAGGGCUGCAACUUGUCAUCGACAAGCUCGACAGAGGCUCUGACUCGCCCUCGUCCUCCACACCGGAAGAGGCCGACACUGAGGACGAUGGACAAGCUUCUCAUACAGGAAGUGAGUCGUCGUCCAACAGCAGAAAGGAGAUGCUUCCCAAGCCAAUUACCAUAGUGACAAGCGAGUCGUCAUCCACCUGCUUUGUACGGUCGGAAGAAUUCAAUUUUGGAUCCAGCCAUGCUGUCACAACCCAGACACCUGCUCAGAUCCACAGCAGGCCGGGACAGCACGAGCUCUCACAAAUGACGGCUGUGUUAAAUCCGCCAACGCCCCCGCCCCCACCUCCUGCUCCACCGACUCCUCCUGUGGGUCAACCAGCCUCGUCUCCCCUGUCCCCACUCUCACCCACCAUCUCUCUGCUGGAGGAGGGGGACCUACGCAGUGUGGAUCCUUGCAAAGACCUGUGGGGUUCUCGAGGUUAUGAGGACUACCGACGGGCGGGGGCCACCAGGACUAUGGUUGGGGGGCUGACCGGGGGUGUGGUGGUCAGCGCAAGAGGGAGUCUGCAGGACAAGUCCGAGCUGUGCGUGGUUCGCUUUGAGAAGGACCUGGCAGGAGUGGGGACGACAGGCUGCGACGUGUCAGUGAGCCUGGACAGCAAAGCUUCCCAGCGGCUCUCCUCGUCCUCGCCCACCUGCAUGUCCACGCCCAACGCGGUGUCAGGCUCCUCCUCCGCUGCGGGCUCGCCCCAAGAGACGCGCAAAGGAUCACCCCCUCCCUGCUGCGUCCACACCUCACUGGCUACGCCCCGCUCGCGGACUCGUAAGAGAGGAGGAGGGGCCAGCAGCGGCGGGGGCGACCCGGGGGCAAUCUCCCCCGACGACGACAGCAGCGCGUGUCCUCAGGCUUCGUCGUCGUGCUCGUCCCGCUGUGUGUACUGCCGCUCUGUCUUCAGUUCCUCGGAGAACGGGCGGGGCCGCUGCAGAGAUGCCCCAGACCCGGCCCUGCACUGCCUGCGCCAGUGGACCUGUGUGUGGUGCGCAGAGAGUCUGCUCUACCACUGCAUGUCGGACUCUGAGGGGGAGUUCUGGGAGCCUUGCUCUUGUGAGGACUCGUUGGGGGGCCACCCGCACCCCCUUUGCUGUGCCCGCUGGUUGGCCCUCCUGGCCCUGUCGCUCUUCGUGCCCUGCAUGUGCUGCUACGUGCCUUUGCGCGCCUGCCUGCGGUGUGGGGAGAGGUGUGGCUGCUGUGGGGGGAAGCACAAGGCGGUCCGAUGAGGGCAGGCUAGGGGGUGGGAGCGGUUCUCUGGACCAAGGGGGUCUAGGUGUUCAGAAGGGAGAGCAUCUGUAGGGAUGCAGGAGGUGGAGUAGGUGGAACAGUGCUCUCAGAAGACCCAGACCUCCAACGCCCCAUGGCCUUUCACUGCCUUCCCGGGGCCUUCCUCACUGGUCCUUGCCUGCUGAUGGUGCACUCCACUCAGACCAGUCUCUGUGGGAGUCAUCUGGAGCCUUCAUACUGGAUUUACUGAGGGUUGGCUGAUCUAGAAUUAGCGGUCAUAGACUUUAUUACAGUGGCAGAGGCAACAAUGAUGUGUACACUGUUUCAAAUGUCUGUUUUUUUUUAUUUUGAAAGAAAAACACAAAAAACUAAAGAUCUUUAUGUAUAUGAUUGUUAUCAUUUUAAUUGGUAUAUUUUAUUAAAUGUAAAACAUAUUGACAGAAUCCCCCAAUGGCACACACUAUCACGUAUUCACAAACAAGAGAUCUUGGGGAAGUUAUUUGUUUCAUGUUGGCCUGUUUAUCAGUCAGGUAAACAGAUGUCACCCGUUACCUCUAAUUUUACCUCAGAUGUUACUCGACCCUGGUUAAGAAAAGAAAAGGAGGAAGGGGAGAGAGGUUUGGAGAGAGUGGGCAUGAGUGAGUGCAGUCUCCAAGACAGUACGUGCGUCUGAGACCACUCGGGUAGAGUAGUAGACCACAGUGGGAGAAAGGUUAUCAAAUGCAAAGGGAACAUUCAUGUUAAGGGAAGUUGCCAUGACAACUACAAAUGCUUAAAAGUCAUAAUGUGAUUCAUUAGGGUCCUUUGUAACCAAACAAAAGGUUAUUUUGUUUUCAAAAAAAGAAAAGAAAAUUAAGAACAUUGAACACUACACAUAUUUUAUCAUCUUUCCAUGUAUUUUCAAUAUUAAUAAUAGAAAACACCCCAUCCCACCACUGUACUUGUUGAAUCAGUCACGGUGCUUAUUAACUGAGGCCUCUGAGCGAGUCUAUUCUACCUAAUGUACACAAAGACCGUACAGUCCCAACCCCAAAGAAAAAUAAAACAGGGCCCCAUGCUUAACAAUCUGCCGAUGCUUAUAGGUCUUUCGAUGUGUAAGUGCAAUGAACAACGUAUUGAAAGAGUAUUUUUGUACCAGUCGCUCAAGUUAGGAAAAACAUAAUCGAAAAGUGUUGGAACUGAAUACUGGAGUGUGUUACUGUGUUUGCUGGCAAGCAGGAAGGACGAAUAGGAACACACACACUUGUCUUUGAGCAGCAAGCUCACAUGUGUGACAUUUACACAGUCUACUGACCCUGAGAAGAGAAAAGAGACACAUUAACUUGAAAAAGAUGAAUGGCGGUAGGUCUUUGUUUGGGCACAGUGGCAGAUGUGUUUGCUGAAUGUUGCUUUAAGUAUGAAAUCAAAAAGCUGCUAUUUUAAGUCCUGUUCGAACCCAUUAAAAGUUUCACGCUGCCUCUUAGCAAUCGAUGAGGUGGUGUGGCAAAGUCAAACAAUCGUUGAAGUUCUGACUCCACUCAAGGUGCUGAGGAAGCUAAAUAGUGUGUGAGGAAGGUUCUUGUAAGUUUAUAGCUGGGCGUAAAGAUAAAUUGCAGUGUUUUCCUCAUGAAAAAAGAAAGAAUUCUUCCGUUGAUGUACCGUGCAUUUCUGUGUCUAUUUUGCCGAUUGGUGGUAUAUGUUUCUACUCUAAGUGAAUAACUGGCCAAGGAUGGAUUUAAAGCUAUUUCCAUCACAGCUCCCACUGAUUUUGUCCACAGAAAGUUUUUUUUAGAUUUAGAUUCAUAAAAUCUAAAUGUUACCAAUACUGAAUGCAUGGUUUUCUUUGAGUUGUUGAAAUCUUUCCUGAAGAACCAGACAUUGAACUGGACAUUGAAACAAACAUUCUCAAAAUAACUCAUGAAAUGCACUGAACAUCACUGAUUGAUGAUAACUCAUGAGUGUAGAGAAUCUGUGGGGGGAUUACUCUAAAUCCUUUAAAAAAUAAUUUGACAAUACGUACACUCUGUAUAAGGAAG